AUGAUCAUUCCUGUACGAUGCUUCUCUUGUGGUAAAGUUAUCGGGAAUAAAUGGGAAACAUAUCAAACCAUGCUUGAGAGUGACUAUAACGAAGGCGAUGGACGCGAUCGGACUUCGGAGGUAUUGCUGUCGACAAAAUAUCAAAAAAUAACAGCUCAAGAAAGAAGUCGUGAGCAAUUCAGAGCCCAAUUUCGUCAACAGCCUGGAGGUCCUUUACCGACUAAAGGAUCUGGUUCAAGAUCGCCUGCAAGGACUGGUUAA
Messenger RNA from Racocetra persica, 261 nucleotides. NCBI's taxonomy places the organism in Eukaryota, Fungi, Glomeromycota, Glomeromycetes, Diversisporales, Gigasporaceae. The record is from the annotation of a GenBank genome assembly.